AUGCAGGAACAAUUUGAACCUUUGCAGAAUGAUCUGCUUCUUAGAGCUGCCAGGGGCGAAAAAGUCGAGCGGCCGCCGAUAUGGGUGAUGCGACAGGCUGGUCGUUACCUCCCGGAGUAUCAUGAAGCCAAGGGCAAUCGCGAUUUCUUCGAGUGCUGUCGGUCGCCAGAGAUUGCGUCCACGCUGACGAUCCAGCCCAUCGACCGGUACGCCGGGCUCAUCGACGCGGCGAUCAUCUUCUCGGACAUUCUUGUCAUCCCGCAGGCGAUGGGAAUGCAGGUGGAGAUGGUGGACAAGAAGGGGCCUCACUUUCCGGCGCCGCUGUCGUCGCCGGACGACGGGCAGUACGAGAAGGUCAUGCAGAAGCAGGUGGACGUCAAAGCGGAGCUGGACUACGUCUACAAGGCCAUCACCCUGACGCGGUUCAAGCUGAAGGGCCGGGUCCCGCUGAUCGGGUUUUGCGGUGCUCCGUGGACUCUGCUGUGCUACAUGGUGGAAGGCGGCGGCAGCAAAUUCUUCGUCCAGUCGAAGAAGUGGAUCUACAAGUACCCGAAGGAGUCACAGGCAUUACUGCAGAAGAUCGCAGAGAUCUGCGUCGAGUACCUUGCUCUGCAGGUCGCGGCGGGCGCGCAGCUCGUGCAGGUCUUCGACUCGUGGGCGGGAGAAUUGUCUCCGCCCACCUUUGCCACCUUCUCGCUGCCGUAUCUGCGUCAUAUCUCCGCCAACCUUCCCCGGAGGCUGAGGGAGAUGGGCCUCGAGCCGGUGCCCAUGACGGUCUUCGCCAAGGGGGCAUGGCACGGUCUCGAAGAGCUCUGCAACUCGGGCUACAACGUUGUCGGCCUCGACUGGAUGCACGAUCCUGCGGAGGCUAGACGUAUCGCCAACGGCAGGGUGACCAUUCAAGGCAACGCGGACCCUGGGGUGCUGUAUGGGGGCCGGGAGGCCAUCACUGCUGCUGUGGAGUAUAUGGUCAAGGGAUUCGAUGGUGGAAAGCAAGGAUGGAUUGCCAAUCUGGGACAUGGCGUGACACCGUUUGUGAAUCCCGAGGAAUUGAAAUUCUACUUUGAAGAAAUCCAUCGCCUGGCCGGAUCGUCGUGA
Molecule: messenger RNA, 1098 nt
Organism: Penicilliopsis zonata CBS 506.65
Lineage: Eukaryota; Fungi; Ascomycota; Eurotiomycetes; Eurotiales; Aspergillaceae
Exons: 4
Coding region: 1-1098 (365 amino acids)
Biological process (GO): heme biosynthetic process
Cellular component (GO): cytosol
Molecular function (GO): uroporphyrinogen decarboxylase activity
Source: RefSeq, a predicted model, not a curated record